AACAGUUGAUCAUUCCAAUGCCAAAAGAUUCGUUAAAGUUUUUUGUUACACAAUUAUAGCCCAAAACAUCCUUAUCAUUAAUUAAUCCCCCAUUCGUUAAAAAUUUUUUGUUCCCCAUUUCCCUUUUUUUUUUGUUUCUUUUCCAUUUUGUUUUCUUACCCAUUUCUUUGUUGGGGUUAUCAAGAUUUGAGCUGGAUUUCAAUUCUAGGGUUUCGAUGCGCAUAAAUCGAAUCCCUGGACAGAGGUUACUUUCCAUUUUUCUGAAAGCUUAUCGAAGAUUUUAGAAAUAAAAGGGUUUGAAAUGAAAGCUUUUGAAUGGCUUUUACUUUUCGAAGCAAUACACAAUUUCGUGGUAUUUUCAAUGGGUUUUCUGCUUUUGUUCUUUUUUUCUUCUUUUACAACCAGGCAGAUAUCCUUAGGAACCCUCCUAUUCUACGGCGACCCUCGUUGAUUUCCAAUCAAAUUCCGACUCCAAGAGCUUAUUUCAAUUCUGGGUCGAAUCGCAUUGCCGUAAAUAUUCAUCGUCGAGUUGCUGAAACCGGGGGAAAUUCUUCGAGUUCAGUUGAUGGGUCGGACGAAAAUGAUUUGGACGUGCACAAUGUUGAAUCAUGUGCGGGACUUCACGACUACGAAGGUUUUGCUAGCAAAUGCCAAUUUCUGAAAGCAAAUCCGGAUUGCUCUUCAGACAGUUUCAUCAAUUAUCUCAAGGUAUUCUAUUGCGACUGCCAUGAUUUUAGCUUAUUGGGAUAUUCCAUAUUGUGUAUCUGGCUCGUUGCUCUGUUCUAUAUAUUGGGUAAUACUGCGGCAGACUACUUUUGUUGUUCUCUUGAGAAGCUCUCAAGCCUCUUAAAGCUUCCUCCAACUGUUGCUGGUGUUACCCUUUUGCCUCUUGGGAAUGGAGCUCCUGAUGUGUUUGCCAGCAUAGCUGCUUUUGUUGGUACAGAUGCAGGGGAAUUGGGUCUCAACAGUGUGUUGGGCGGUGCCAUGUUUGUGACCUGCAUUGUUGUUGGGACUGUUUCCUUAUGUAUUGCAAACAAGAGAGUUCAGAUUAAUCGGAGGUGCUUCGUAAGGGAUGUCAUUUUUUUACUUAUUACACUGGCAUCGCUCUCGCUGAUCUUGUUUGUCCGUAAGGUUACCGUGAUUGCCGCCAUUGCAUUCGUAUCUAUAUAUGUUGUUUAUGCACUCGGAGUUGUUAUAAGUGAGAUUGUGAGGAAAAAUAUUGGCAAUUUGAAACUCGAUGUUGUUUCGCCAUUGCUUCCGGUUCGAGCCAGUAUGUUUUCUCAUGCAACAGAGGAUGAUGGCUCCUUGUUUGAGCCUGAAGAUGAUGAACCCCCUGAGCUCAACACUUAUUUGUCACAAUGUAUUUGGAAUUCGAAUGUGGCAAUAUAUUCAAACCAAGAGGUCAUGAAGCUUAGCUUGUUGGAUGAUGAAGUCCCUCCAUGGGGUUGGACAGAGAGCAUGGAUGGAACAGAGAAGUUCUCCUACUCUAAAUUGUUGUUUCUAUUGGAGAUUCCACUAACUUUACCAAGGCGUUUAACGAUUCCAUUAGUGAAUGAAGAAACUUGGUCAAAAUCAUAUGCUGUGGCCAGUGCUUUCAUGGCCCCAAUUCUGCUGGCUUUUCUGUGGAACACACAAGGAAAUGUGUGUUCCCAAAGCAGAACCAUUAGUUAUUUCAUUGGCCUCACGGUUGGUUUCACGCUUGGUGUUCUUUCAUACCACCACACAGUUUCUGAUCAUCCACCUCAGAGGUUCAUGAUUGUGUGGGUCUUAGGUGGAUUUGUAAUGAGUAUAGUAUGGUUCUACAUAAUAGCCAAUGAACUUGUUGGUCUAUUGGUGUCUUUUGGUGUGAUUAUGGGUGUAAAUCCAUCAUUACUUGGGUUAACAGUGCUGGCUUGGGGGAAUUCCAUGGGUGAUUUGAUGUCCAACGUUGCAUUAACAAUGCAGCAUGGUGAGGAUGGAGUUCAGAUUGCGUUGUCGGGAUGCUAUGCGAGUCCCAUGUUUAACACCCUUGUUGGUUUGGGGAUAUCAAUGUUGCUUGGAGCGUGGGCAGAGAGACCAGGUUCCUACAUUGUUCCCCAAGACAGUGGGUUGUUUUACACCAUGGCUUUUCUUGUAACAGGAUUGAUAUGGGCACUGGUUGUUUUGCUUCAAAACGACAUGCAUCCAACCAAGCUUUUAGGGGUGGGACUUAUUAGUCUAUAUGUGAUGUUUGUUGGUCUUAUGGUAUGUUCUGCUAUGGGACUUGUAUCAUGGGCUGGGAUAGGCCGGGUUUGACUCGUUUUAAUGGUUGUAGAUUUCCAACUGACAAGUUCUGGUAUAUUUUUUAUUUUUUAAAAUUUUAGACACAUUUAUGUAUUAUACAUAUUAUAGAAUUGAAUUGCUAAUGUUUAGAGCUUUC
Molecule: messenger RNA, 2398 nt
Organism: Ziziphus jujuba (common jujube)
Lineage: Eukaryota; Viridiplantae; Streptophyta; Magnoliopsida; Rosales; Rhamnaceae
Product: cation/calcium exchanger 4
Exons: 1
Coding region: 316-2274 (652 amino acids)
Biological process (GO): monoatomic cation transport; transmembrane transport
Cellular component (GO): membrane
Molecular function (GO): monoatomic cation transmembrane transporter activity
Source: RefSeq, a predicted model, not a curated record